Messenger RNA from Naegleria lovaniensis, 1623 nucleotides. RefSeq lists its product as uncharacterized. Bases 1 to 1623 code for a protein of 540 amino acids. The record is from RefSeq and is a predicted model, not a curated record. The transcript is spliced from 2 exons. NCBI's taxonomy places the organism in Eukaryota, Heterolobosea, Eutetramitea, Acrasida, Naegleriidae.
AUGAAACCCCAUUUUCAGAACCCUCAAAGGAAAGAAAUGAUGGAGCAACAGCCUUUGCGUGGGCAUCUCUCUCACGCUCAUCAUCUUCAUCAUGGUACCAGUAAGAAGAAUACUUCUCUCGUGUAUGCAACGGGAUCCAACAUUGAUCAAAUGUUGGGAGUGAGGGUAAAUGCUUAUUUAAAUAAAAGGAAGAAUGCCGAAGAACGGAUGAGCUCAAAAAAGACUCCGUUGGAGCAGAGGAAGAGUUUAUUGCUGCAACGAAGUGAAGAGGAUCGAUCGGAAUCAAGCGAUGAAGAUACGGAGAGUGAUGACGAGAUGUUGUAUGAUGACGAUGGAGAUGAUUCAUUGUAUGACGAUCAUGUCAUAUUUGAUGACGACGAUACUAAUGGAAAUGGAAAUCGUUUUGGCAUGGGAGAAAUUAUUUAUUCUUUUCGCUCAUGUGAGGCAGCCGAUUACAUCUCAGAGCAUUAUCUUGAAGAUGGUGACUAUAUUGAGGAUAUUAAAUUGUGUUAUGCCAGUACUUUUUUCAUCACUCAUCAGAAACGCAUUUUCAUGAUUGGAAACAAUUUUUUGGAAAUUGGAAAUGACAAAACCCUUAUUGUUCCCCUUGAGGUGACGUGGAACGGUUGUCAUGACUCCAACAAAUUAAGGGAGAUUUCAUGUGGCCAUUUUCAUGUAGUACUGGUAACGGAGAAGAGAGAAAUUCUUGUAGGAGGGUCUAAUACGUACGGACAGCUUGGUUUGGGAUCGCAGACUGAUCACCAGGAGCACAACGAUCAUUUUGACGAUGAAGAAACUUACGAAGACAAUAGUGAAGAUAGCUCUGAUGAACACAGGUCUCCCAAGAAGGAAUCGCCUAAAAAAGUAACACCCACAAAACCAGCAAAUGCUUUGAAAACCCUAAACUUUUUUUAUUUGGAGCUCAACGGUGAUGUGGUGGAGUCUGUGGUGUGUGGCUCCUUUUUCACAGUUUUCCUGACCAAGCUUAGAAAAGUGUAUAUCUGUGGACAAAUUGGAUUUGAAGACUCGAACAUUCUUCAUGAACCCACACGAAUCACAUUCUUUGAUAAUAAUCGCUUAUUCGUGAGUAAGAUUUUCUGUGGUUCCAACGAUAUCAUUUUCCUCACCAAUGAUAAGAAGGUGUUUGGCUUUUCCUUAUUAGAACCAGAAACUGCGACACAAAAGCCCUCUCAUCUCACCUACAUGGAAUGUUUUUUAGAUCAAAAUCCUGGAACACAGGUCUGUUGUGGCCUUGGUCACACGCUAUUCCUAACGCCAGAUCACAAAGUUUUCUGUCAUGGUAGCAAUUGUGAAGGAGAACUAGCACUCUCUUCCAAAGUUGAGAAUGUUGAUGUCAUCACUCCAAAUCCCAGCAUUGAGACCGUGCUUGAUUCGAAUGAGCAUGUGACCUCGAUGGCAUGUGGAUCAGCCAUGUCCAUACUCACAACAAACAAAGGUUCUAUAAUAGUUUUUGGAGAUAACUCUGAGGGUCAACUUGGAAUUGGGCCCAAGCUAAAAACUGUAUUCACGGCCACUAAGGUUCGAGACCAUGCAGCCGACAUCCCUCAGAAAGUUAAGGUCAUCACAGGUUAUCACAAUACGUUUACUUUGCAUUUGCCUUAA